AUGCUCAACUGGAAGCUCCUGGGGAUCCUGGUCCUUUGCCUGUUUUGCCGAGGCAUCUCAGGCAGCGGAGACCAUCCAUCUCCCUCAUCCACAGAGCCCUCAGAGGAGGGCCCCCCAACAUUGCCUCAGGGCCCCCCAAUCCCUGGUGACCCCUGGCCAGGGGUACCCCCUCUCUUUGAGGACCUUCCACCUCCAGGCCCCAGUUGUCCCUGGAGAGACCUGCCUGAAUCUGGAGUCUGGCCUCCUGUACCCCCUAGAACUGAUCCCCCUCAACCUCCCCGGCCUGAUGACCCCUGGCCAGCAGGACCCCAGCCUCCAGAAAACCCCUGGCCCACCUGCCUCUAA
Molecule: messenger RNA, 345 nt
Organism: Globicephala melas (long-finned pilot whale)
Lineage: Eukaryota; Metazoa; Chordata; Mammalia; Artiodactyla; Delphinidae
Gene: PSORS1C2
Product: psoriasis susceptibility 1 candidate 2
Source: RefSeq, a predicted model, not a curated record